Cladophialophora yegresii CBS 114405 is the source of this 678-nucleotide messenger RNA. RefSeq lists its product as uncharacterized. The transcript has a single exon. NCBI's taxonomy places the organism in Eukaryota, Fungi, Ascomycota, Eurotiomycetes, Chaetothyriales, Herpotrichiellaceae. The record is from RefSeq and is a predicted model, not a curated record. The coding region runs from base 1 to 678 and encodes 225 amino acids.
AUGGCGCCCACAUUCUUCGACCUUCCGCUGGAGAUCCGCCUAGACAUUUACAGCCUUGUUUUUGGCUGCGGGAAGGCUAUGCUUGAGACCAGGGUUGAGGAUGACAGCUGCUGCAUGGUGCCUCGCCACGGAACAAUCCAGAACCCUUCGCCACGGUCAUCUCAGCUCCUGAGGGUCAGUAGGACGAUCCUCCUCGAAGCACGCCCUAUCUUUUAUGCGAACACAGUUUUUCAUAUCCGCAGUCAGGCCUUUGCGGGAACGUUGCCGAGGCGUCUCACUGACGGGCACCCUUGCGCACCGCAUAUAAAACACGUCGUCUGGCAGCUGGAUUGUGAUAUGCUGAAACACCUUUACGCUGAAGAGCUUCAAAUCGGCGUGCCGGAAAUUUCCGACUGGAGCAGCUUCGAAAUAAGAUGUUGCGCCGACAAUUGGCGGGACUCGUUUCUAGGCGAAUGGUGCGAUCGGGAGGCCUUUCUCAAAGGCAGAGCUCAGGUUGUGGACUAUGCUCGGAUGUUCCACGACGCGAUGAGUGGUGGCGGUGGAGGCAGCCUCACUUUUGUCGAGGAUCGGAGUCAAUUGGGAAGUGGGCGCAUCAUUCUGAGAAUCGUUGGCGCUCGGUCCAGUCUCAAGCAGCAGCGAUCCUCUAGGAAUGGAGCAGUGGUCAUCGCCAGUUCAUGA